CCUGCUGGACGUUCAGCUCGCCGUUCGACCGAAUCGCCUCAAUUGAAAAGGUCUUUCCAAAGCGCUCAUUGUGUCACAACUGGUCGGACGUGUGUGUGGUGUCGUCUUCUCAUCGGGGUCGAUUAUGCUAAAUAGGCAGUAAUCGAAGUGAAAGUGUGCUCGCUGUUGCACCGGAAUCCCUGCUGAGAAGAUGGGCUUAUUAUAGAAAUACACACAAGCCACACCACGUACGAAGAAAAGAAGAGGAAGAAGAAGUGUUGUUUACACGUGCCCAACGUUUCAUUGCCGAGAAGUGGUCACCAGAGGGAAAUAACUAAGGUGUCCUCCAAUCGUGCUCGCUGCCCUCGGUGCCUGGUGCUUUGUGUGCACUUGAUUUUCAUCCCUUCAUCGUACGGGUACACGGUGAAAUUAAACCGUAAAUUGUGUAAAAAAAGGAAAAAGAACGCCACACAGCAUCAUUGCAUCGGCAGCUUGAUCAAAUUGUUAGAUUGUCCCACACAACAAAAUCAAAGUGACCGCGGAAUACCAUCACCAUGCCGACGUCCAACAAGGAGAUGGAGGAGACGGAAGAUAACACUGAACUCGAUCCAAGGAUUCAGAUCGAACUCGAGAAUCUCAACACGGCAACGGAUGAUAUUAACAAGCUCGAGAUUGAACUGGAGGAAGCCAACUCCACGUUUCGGAUACUGAUGAACGAAUCGACCCGCCGGCUGAAGCUGUCGUCGAAAAAGCUCGGCAGCUGCAUCGAGAAAGCCCGCCCGUACUAUGAGGCGCUCGAGAAGGCGAAGGUGGCCCAGCUGGAAUGUCAGGCGGCGACGCUAAAGUAUCAGCGAGCGAACGAGAUCCAUGCGGCCGCCAAGGAGACGGUGGCGCUGGCCGAGCAGCGCUUCAUGAGCAACUCGCACGAGUGGCAGUUCGAUAAUGCCUGGCAGGAAAUGUUAAACCACGCUACGAUUAAGGUUAUGGAUGCAGAGAAACAAAAGGCUGAAAGUGGUGCUGAACAUCAGAAGAAGGCGAAGGUGUUUGAGGAGGCAGAAAAGAAAGUACAACAACUAGAGGAACGCUACCGGAGAAGUAUACAAAAGUCGCGCCCAUACUUCGACGAGAAGCAACUCUGCCAGGAACAGCUGGAAGCGCAAAAGGGCCGCAUACAGCAGCUCGAACAGCAGAUCCAGGCGGCCAAGAGCGCUUACAGUACGGCGCUACGCAACCUGGAAAAGAUCAGCGAAGAAAUCCACGAACAGCGGGGUGAUCUGAGCCAGGCCGCACCAUCCGGCCCCCGGGAACCGGGCGUUGGUGCCGAACUGGCCAACAUUCUGCCCACCACAACGAGCAACGCGUCGUGCAAGGAACGGUUCCCGUACAGCAGCACAAUGCCGGACAUAUCGAGCGAGCUGGACAAGUGUGAGAUCCGGUCGGUGGGCAGCGCGUCCGUAGCAACCAGUUCGGCCGUAAGCGAAAAGGAUCCGUCCGAGGAGGACGACUAUUCCGGCCUGACGCUGCACGAAGACGAACCGCCGGCGGUGCACGAUGACGAUCUGCACCUGGAGCUGUUGCGGCAGAAGGUUCGCACGUUGGCGGUGCGUCCGGUGGAGGGUGGCGAUGGUCAGCAGCAGGAGCAGGACGUGUGGGAACACGAGCUAAAUGCAACGGUCGACAAGCUGGACCAUCUGAUGAUGUUGCGCGAGUGUUCGCGUAGCAGUACGUUGAGUGGAUCGGGUGCCGCCGGUGGUUCUACGGUUGCUGAGAAUGGUGCUACGUUCUGUAGCCUUCCCAGUACGCCGAAACACCAGCAACAGCAGCACCACCAUCACCACCAUCAGAAGCAUUAUCAUCACCUGCACCCGCAGCAACCGUCGAUGGGCCGUGGUGUAUCGCUUUCGCCGGUGGAUUCCCCAGCCCACGAUCAGCACACGAUCAAAAUGUUCAAAAAGCUCGAUCCCCUACCGUUGGCCAACGUUUCAAUGUACGCGCUUCCAACGUACCUUAGUGCGGCGACCAAUGGUGCGAAUGGCGGGAACAGUUUGCUCACGCCAAUCUCUGCCACCUCGCCGGGUGACGUGAUGUGCGAUCACCAGACCGAACCCGGGCUGGCCACGAAGCAUAAGCGAAAGAUGUCCAUGUAAAGCUUGCCCGGGGUAGUAGCAGCAGCAGCAGCAGCAGUAAUAGUAUUAGCGGGUAGCGGGUUUAGUCUAUUGAAGACCUUUUCGGGGGAGGCCGUACCGUGGCCUUUCGCUUUUCUUCCCUCCAUGAUGGGGUUGCGUUCGUUUAAUGAGUUUUAUUUUUUAACUAUUUCGGUUUACCAUUUACAAGCGGCGUAUAGUGUAUUAAGAGGGAGAGAGAGCGGUAACAGAGAAUAUAAAACCCGAUGAACACGAUCUAACACGAUUUACCUAGAACAGCGAGCUUGAGCGACGACUCCUGCUUAUGUUAGAGUUAUUGAAUAGUAGCAGUAGGGCGUGGUAGAUGCUAAACUUUUAACGUUUUAAACAGAAUUCAACAGAACAGAAUAGAUUUAUAAUACUACGUAGAAAGAAGUGACUCGGAGCGGAGGAGGACUUAGGGCGCACUCAUCAUCUCGAGAGCAGCGAUCGCGAAUCUUCCUUCCCGUGAGAUAGAUAUGUUAUGAAAUUCGUGUUUUAUGAAGAGAGAAAAGGGAAUGACUGCAAACAAAAAACGAAACAGCAGCAAGAUUCUUACGUAUCAUACUUUCAGUUCAAAACGAGUGUUCCUGUCCUGGUUGUUUGGCGUGGCUGGUCAAAGCUAAUGAUGUAGGAACAUUUUGCAACCCUUAAAAACACACUCCAAACACGUGUUUUCAGUAGGUGAAAAACGGAUUUAUUUCUUUACGCUAGAAGAUUGUUCCCAAAAAAACAAUAAUUUGGACAAAUUCCAUGAUACGAUUUCACAUUUCGUGUGUCCCUGCAACGUAUUCCUUUGACCAGCGCGUUCUUGAAUCAUUAUUUUACUGUUAUAAUACAGUAAAAUUAUAUUAGAAAGCAAACACACACACACAACCAUUGCAUAGAAACACACACAUACACUGUGAUUAGAGACGGAACGGAAACGGACGGAAUAGCAACAGCAAUUAAUGGAGUUAAAACUAACACAAACCACACACGUUUAUUCGAAGCACGUUAGCAGCUAGAAAAAAAAAGAAGAAAAAGAAAACACCCUUUAACUAUGUAUGCAGCUUACUAUCUCGCCUCGUACUCUAGGUACACCACGGUGGCAAAUCGGUUUGUGAGAUCAUGCCUUGUAGGAUCACUGGAUCCACUGGUGAUUGGGGGGUUAUCGAAGUGUUUUGCCUUUUCAUUUAUACUACUCACAAAAGUUUGUUUGGCUUUUUGUUGUACACCGGAAGAUGCAUUUAAUAUGUACGUUGCAUUUCGGUUACAGUUGCAUGUGUUUAAUCGGUAUAGGAUAAUAAUUGUACCAUCUUGGAAGUACGUUAAACCACCGGACAAACUGAACUAAUAUGGUGCAUCAAGUACCCAUCGGUUUUUUUUCUCCCUCUCUCUCUCUCUGUUUUGGGCAAACAUCGGUAUCCAACCAAGCAGCCGUUCCGUUAGUAAGCAAUGCAAAUAACCUAGGCAACUAAUUAGCGACUGCACCCAUCACAGCCAAGUGUGUGCACCGGCGUAGUAGGCGAGCGUGAUCAUUUUAGGCUCAUAGUUAGGGAGAAGUGUGCGGUCGCGAGUGUUAAACUAACAAUCUUUACGAUUUAACUGAAGUAAUAAGUUUUCCCAACUGCGAAGAAGUAAGAUAACGGAGCGAAUAAUCUGUUAUGGAAGAAAAUGAAUAAAAAUUGAAAAGAACAGAAAAAAA
This is a messenger RNA of Anopheles stephensi (Asian malaria mosquito), 3828 nucleotides long. RefSeq names its product SH3 domain-binding protein 5 homolog (gene pcs). Gene Ontology annotation, cellular component: cytoplasm. The record is from RefSeq and is a predicted model, not a curated record. Bases 534 to 2126 code for a protein of 530 amino acids. Gene Ontology annotation, biological process: intracellular signal transduction; negative regulation of protein tyrosine kinase activity. The transcript is spliced from 6 exons. NCBI's taxonomy places the organism in Eukaryota, Metazoa, Arthropoda, Insecta, Diptera, Culicidae. Gene Ontology annotation, molecular function: protein kinase inhibitor activity.